AUGGUCAUUGGAACUUCGCCACAGGAGAAGUUAGAUGAUGUAGAUAGUUAUCUCGCAAAACAAGAUGGGAUGAUUAUACGAGAAAAAGAUCCACAUAUGUGUCAUCAUGGGACACGUCAAAAAUGUACUUAUUGUUUACCACUGGAUCCUUACGAUGAGGAAUAUUUAAAAAAGAAAGAUAUAAAACAUAUGUCUUUCCAUGCAUACGUGCGUAAAUUGACAGCUAGUCAUGGCAAAGGAACGCAACUGAAAAAACCGUUGGAAAAUAUUGUAUGUUCAUUGAAAUUAGAUUGUCCAUGUCAUAAACCCUAUCCGCUGGGAAUCUGUAGCAAAUGUCGACCUCCGGUAGUAACGCUAAAUCGACAGCGUUUCCGACACGUCGACAAUAUAUCUAUUGAAAAUGAAGAAGUUGUUAAUCGUUUCCUUGCAUUCUGGCGUAAAACUGGUCGCCAAAGAUUAGGUUUUAUGAUUGGUCGAUACGAACCUUUCCAAGAAAUUCCGCUUGGUAUCAAAGCAACAGUUGCUGCCAUUUAUGAGCCUCCACAAACUUGCUCGGCUGAUGCAGUCAGUUUAGAGCCUGAUCUACAAGAAGGAAUAGUAGAUGAGCUUUGUUCGUACCUUAAUUUAAAACGUGUUGGUUGGAUUUUUACUGAUUUGUGGUCUGCAGAUUCAACUAAAGGCACGGUCCAUUGUACAAGACACAAAGACUCGUUUUAUCUAACUGCAAAAGAGUGCAUCACAGCGGGUUGGUUACAGAACAAACAUCCUAAUAUCACAGUAUUUUGUGGUGAUGGCUAUUUUGGUUCAAAAUUUACCACAGUUGUUGCUUCAGGUAACGAAUGGAACCAAAUUGAUUUCACUGGCUAUCAAGUUUCUAAUCAGUGUGCAGCUCUAGUUGAAGCCAAUGUUCUUUGUCCAACAUCCCAUCCUGAAUUGGCUUACUUACGAAAAUUGCCACUAACUUCUUCACAUUAUAUUACUGAUGUCCAUUAUAUGAAAAAUGAAUAUGGUGUUGAAACUAUUAAAAAUGGAAGGCCGAUGCCUGUUGAGUACUUGCUUGUUGAUGUUCCAGCAGGGAUGCCAAAGGAGCCUCACGCCACUUUUAAUAUUUCUAAAAAGUGUUAUUUCCCCACUGAAAACCGUUCUAUAAUUGGUGAAUUACAGGAUCCCAAAGCUAUCGGGCGAUACAUAUCAGAAUUUUCUACCAAUCAGUUUCUGGAACUGGCUACGAACUUUCAUUUUCUCCUUUUCCUUUUUAGUAAUGAUGUCGUCAAAUUUUCUAAGGAAGAAGUAAAGUCUCUGUGUGCUAUAAUUCAACAGCAAGACAGAGGUAAGGCGAUGGAUUGGGCAUCUAGUAAUGCGAAUUGGGCGACACUGUCAACAUUAUGCCUUCAUUCAUUGCGAGGUAAGUAUUCCUUUAUCACGGUGAUGUACAGAUUAUUUUUAUUUCUAGAUUCAUCAGGCUCAGAUUCAAGUAAUAAAUGGUCUUGCAAACACUGUACAUUUGAGAAUUCGGAUGAUCGGUCAGAUUGCUCAAUGUGCAGUCUUCCGCGAUCAGAAACAUGA
Molecule: messenger RNA, 1566 nt
Organism: Thelazia callipaeda (thelaziosis nematode)
Lineage: Eukaryota; Metazoa; Nematoda; Chromadorea; Rhabditida; Thelaziidae
Source: the annotation of a GenBank genome assembly